This is a messenger RNA of Oncorhynchus nerka (sockeye salmon), 2346 nucleotides long. Its product is annotated as vimentin-type intermediate filament-associated coiled-coil protein-like. Lineage: Eukaryota; Metazoa; Chordata; Actinopteri; Salmoniformes; Salmonidae. The record is from RefSeq and is a predicted model, not a curated record. The transcript is spliced from 3 exons. The coding region runs from base 328 to 927 and encodes 199 amino acids.
ACUACUGUUUCCGGGGCGGAGUUUAAUCCACAGGUUACAAAGAGAAUCAGUUUCAAAGUUCAUUCAAGUUAUCCAGCUUUUUUUAAAUUUCAAAACAGUGCAGAUAACGAACGAGUAUAUAGCUCGAGGCAUGUUGUUCGUAAUGAAUCAAUUAAAUUAUAUAUUGAUGCAUUUCUUAUGAGUUUUGGAGCUUAGAAUCUCGUAGGAUGACGUGUCGGUAGCGGUAGCUGGUUAGCAUAACAUAAUCAAUACUUUUUUUCUGGACACGGAACGAUAUUUUUUGGUUCAGUUGUUUAACGAGGAACAAACGCUGAAGAGGGUGCAGGCAUGGCAGGAAGAGUAAACACCAGCCCUCCGGUCGUACCAUAUUCCUCAUGUGACAUGUCCUCGCCAUCACCAGUCCAAAUUCGGGAGGCGAACGCACACCUGGUAGCUGUGCACAGGCGGGUAGCAGAGCUGGAACAGUGGCUCGAGGCAGCAGAGAACACCGUGAGGGAGCAAGCAGAGAGUCUCAUCAGGAAGGACGAGCAACUGAGGGCUGCUACCCAGGAGAUCGCCGAGGCCAAGGAUAAAGAGAUUCACUACCUCCACGAGAAGCUGUGCAAGUCAGAAGAGACCAUCCAGAGGUUUCAGAACAUGGUCAAGGAGAAGGAUGCUAUGAUAGGACAGUUGCAACAUCGCUGCCAGCUCCUGGACAACAUCUGCAAGAGCAGGCCUUUACUAGACAGUAUGCUGUCCCAUAUGGCUGAGGCAGAAAGACUUGGGCCAGUUGUGGGGAUGGGUGAACCCACUGCCAAUACGUCCCUCACAGACGGGGAGUCAAACUGCAGUCCCAACCGCAUCUCUAACCACAAAGACUUCUCCCUCAGUGAGGAUGACAUGGAUGACCAGGAGCUGGAUGAGAUAGUGUUUGGAACAACGGUAUAGUAAAAGGCCCCUGAGAAGCGUUACAUAGGUUAGAGGUGAAAAGGUUCUAGAAGAGGAUAGUACUUGAAGUAGAGGCAUGAGUAAUUUCAAAACAUCAUGCAUGUUAUUUUUUUCAUGUUCAAGUAGUUCUGUAUGUUAAGCAGAUGACUUACAACUUAACAUCUUACAUGAAUGUGGGGGAACUGCUUGACACGUUAUGAAGCCUUUGAUGUAACCAAAUGGAGAGAAACUAAUCUGCCUUGAUUCCAUGUCUUAACCAGACGUGAAAUGUAUAGACAUCUGGUUAUCGUCUGUUACUGUUUUAACUGCUAUAUUUUUAUACUGUAAUAUCAAAUAUUUGGAAAUAGUGUAAACAGGACCUCUAUGGUCAGUGUUCAGCUGGUCAAAGUUCAGAAAGUACAUCUGCAGCACCUGCAAGGCUAGGUUCCAAUCCAUCCCAUGCUUUGUAUAUGUAGUGUAUACCUUUUAAUCUUUUUUUUUUACAAUUCAGUUUAAAGUGUUUUUUCAGGGAUUGUAGUUACUCCCUUGUAAACAUGACACAUUUAAUGGUGAAUAUAAGACAUACAGUAGCCUCUUACUGGCAUCAAUAUUUGCUUCAGUGAAGCAAGUCUAUGCAACAUUAGCUGCUACAUAGAUGUCACAUUCCAGUAGGGUCAGAAUCAAAGUGGUUAUUUUUUUCAUAAUGGAAGGAAAGUUCCUAUGAUGGCCUUCAAGGUUAUUAUAGGUGGUGGUAGGAAGGUGGAUGGUUGUCAAACUGUUGCUGAAAAACAGCAAGUAUGUGAGCAAGGGUAAAUUGACAAAUACAUCCCAAGAUUUAGACCCAUUGGUUGAGAGAAAGGUGGUAAGCGUGAGCCCAUAGGUUAAAUGGCAAGCGUGAGGAAUGUGCAUUAUUGUGCCACGCUUAUAGGCUAUAAGGUAAAUAGGUGAAUGGCAUUCUGCACUUGGCUAAUGGGAAGAGAUGAAACAAGAUGCUAUGCUGUUUUUCUAUUCUACGGGCAUAGAAUACAAAGUGAAUUGUUUAAACAAGCAUUCAGAUCAGCCUUCCUGAUUGAACUUUGUAUUAAAUCUACAAAUAUAGUUUGACAUCACAGCCAUGCCUUGUACUCUUUAUAUUGUAUGGUUUUGCUUAAUCAUUGUAGAAGCAAUAUAGUGUUGGCUCAAAUCAUCAGGUGGCUAAAAGUUGUCUGCUUUUUCUUUCAGUACAACUGCAUGAUUGUGCUGCUUAAACUGUUCCGUUUGUGAUCACUGUACCUUUAGCAUGGGGACAGUUGCAUAUUGCCUCUGAACUGUAAAAUGUGUGUUGCUCACUCUGUUCAUGUUACGGUCGUAGUCAAUGAAGAAAUUAGAAUAGGUAUUUCUGUUCAAUGAGGAAUGCUUUAACAGGGCAGUCUGCUACAUGAAUAAAUUAUUCAUACACCA